Messenger RNA from Drosophila miranda, 5765 nucleotides. Its product is annotated as cytochrome c oxidase subunit 4 isoform 1, mitochondrial. NCBI's taxonomy places the organism in Eukaryota, Metazoa, Arthropoda, Insecta, Diptera, Drosophilidae. The transcript is spliced from 2 exons. The record is from RefSeq and is a predicted model, not a curated record. Gene Ontology annotation, biological process: mitochondrial electron transport, cytochrome c to oxygen. The coding region runs from base 136 to 699 and encodes 187 amino acids.
CUGUGAGAUUUAUUUCGUCAGGCAGGACGAGAAGGAGCAAAUCAAAAUCAAAAUCCAAGUCGAAGUUCUAACUUAUAAAUUAUUGCAACAAAAUACAGAAUUUAGAAUACAAACAUCAGGCGAAGUCCCUUCACAAUGUCGGUAAUGCGUGCGCUGGGCUUGCGUCUCCAUAAUCAGUUCCAGCAAGUACUUCCCCAGCGGGGGGCGGUAAUGGCAAUGAUGCGUCGUGGGACCCAUCACGACGGUACACGCCUGAUGAGCGGCGAUCGCGAGGUGGUCGGCUACGGCGUGAACGGCAAUCCCAUCUACAUCGACUGCGUGGAGUUUCCGUUUCCGGCGAUUCGCUAUCGCGAGGUCACGGCCGAGCUGUGCGCAGUGCGCGAAAAGGAGCUGGGCGACUGGAAGAAGCUGUCGCUCAAGGACAAGAAGCUGCUGUAUCGGCACAGCUUCUGUCAGACCUACGCCGAGUUUCAGCACUUCACGCCCGACUGGAAGCUGGUCAUUGGCGUUGGCUGUUGGUCAGUCGCCAUUGGACUACUUCUUUCGCUGUCCUACUACUUCAAGCUUUAUGACCCCGUGCCGGAGACGUUUGCCGAGGACCGCCGCCAGGCGCAGCUGCGUCGCAUCAUUCAACUGCAGAUGAACCCCAUUACCGGACUGUCCUCCAAGUGGUGCUACCACACCAACAAAUGGAAGUAGUUGGUGACCACGGAUCAAGCUGAUCGGAUCCACCAAGUACACAUACCACAAAACCACUCGAUAGCACAUCAAUCUAAACUCCACCCAACGCCAAUGCACAUCGUUAACGCAGAGUCGAGAACAGAAUUCAAAUCAAUCGACAACCUUAAUCGAUUUCACACGAACAUAAUCAAUAACGAGAAGUGAUAGAAAACCUUAAUCGAUUUCACAAGAACAUAAUCGAUCAAUUAUAGACAACCUUAAACGAUUUUACAAGAACAUAAUCGAUAACGAGAAGUGAUAGAAUGAUAGACAACCUUAAUCGACUUCACAUGAACAUAAUCGAUAAAUUAUAGACAACCUUAAACGAUUUUACAAGAACAUAAUCGAUAACGAGAAGUGAUAGAAUGAUAGACAACCUUGAUCGAUUUCACAAGAACAUAAUCGAUAAAUGAUAGACAACCUUAAUCGAUUUCAUAAGAACAUAAUCGAUAACGAGAAGUGAUAGAAUGAUAGACAACCUUAAUCGAUUUCACAAGAACAUAAUCGAUAACGAGAAGUGAUAGAAUGAUAGACAACCUUAAUCGAUUUCACAAGAACAUAAUCGAUAACGAGAAGUGAUAGAAUGAUAGAAAUCCUUAUCGAUUUCACAAGAACAUAAUCGAUAACGAUAAACGAUAGAAUGAUAGACAACCUUAAUCGAUUUCACAUGAACAUAAUCGAUAAAUUAUAGACAACCUUAAACGAUUUUACAAGAACAUAAUCGAUAACGAGAAGUGAUAGAAUGAUAGACAACCUUAAUCGAUUUCACAAGAACAUAAUCGAUAACGCUAAAUGAUAUAAUGAUAGACAACCUUAACCGAUUCACAUGAACAUAAUCGAUAACGAGAAGUGAUAGAAUGAUAGACAACCUUAAUCGAUUUCACAAGAACAUAAUCGAUAAAUGAUAGACAACCUUAAUCGAUUUCACAAGAACAUAAUCGAUAACGAGAAGUGAUAGAAUGAUAGACAACCUUAAUCGAUUUCACAAGAACAUAAUCGAUAAAUGAUAGACAACCUUAAUCGAUUUCACAAGAACAUAAUCGAUAACGAGAAGUGAUAGAAUGAUAGACAACCUUAAACGAUUUCACAUGAACAUUAUCGAUAAAUGAUAGACAACCUUAAUCGAUUUCACAAGAACAUAAUCGAUAACGAGAAGUGAUAGAAUGAUAGACAACCUUAAUCGAUUUCACAAGAACAUAAUCGAUAACGAGAAGUGAUAGAAUGAUAGACAACCUUAAUCGAUUUCACAAGAACAUAAUCGAUAACGAGAAGUGAUAGAAUGAUAGACAACCUUAAACGAUUUCACAUGAACAUUAUCGAUAAAUGAUAGACAACCUUAAUCGAUUUCACAAGAACAUAAUCGAUAACGAGAAGUGAUAGAAUGAUAGACAACCUUAAUCGAUUUCACAAGAACAUAAUCGAUAACGCUAAAUGAUAUAAUGAUAGACAACCUUAACCGAUUCACAUGAACAUAAUCGAUAACGAGAAGUGAUAGAAUGAUAGACAACCUUAAACGAUUUCACAAGAACAUAAUCGAUAACGAGAAGUGAUAGAAUGAUAGACAACCUUAAUCGAUUUCACAAGAACAUAAUCGAUAACGAGAAGUGAUAGAAUGAUAGAAAUCCUUAUCGAUUUCACAAGAACAUAAUCGAUAACGAUAAACGAUAGAAUGAUAGACAACCUUAAUCGAUUUCACAUGAACAUAAUCGAUAAAUUAUAGACAACCUUAAACGAUUUUACAAGAACAUAAUCGAUAACGAGAAGUGAUAGAAUGAUAGACAACCUUAAUCGAUUUCACAAGAACAUAAUCGAUAACGCUAAAUGAUAUAAUGAUAGACAACCUUAACCGAUUCACAUGAACAUAAUCGAUAACGAGAAGUGAUAGAAUGAUAGACAACCUUAAUCGAUUUCACAAGAACAUAAUCGAUAAAUGAUAGACAACCUUAAUCGAUUUCACAAGAACAUAAUCGAUAACGAGAAGUGAUAGAAUGAUAGACAACCUUAAACGAUUUCACAUGAACAUUAUCGAUAAAUGAUAGACAACCUUAAUCGAUUUCACAAGAACAUAAUCGAUAACGAGAAGUGAUAGAAUGAUAGACAACCUUAAUCGAUUUCACAAGAACAUAAUCGAUAACGAGAAGUGAUAGAAUGAUAGACAACCUUAAUCGAUUUCACAAGAACAUAAUCGAUAACGAGAAGUGAUAGAAUGAUAGACAACCUUAAUCGAUUUCACAAGAACAUAAUCGAUAACGAGAAGUGAUAGAAUGAUAGACAACCUUAAUCGAUUUCACAAGAACAUAAUCGAUAACGCUAAAUGAUAUAAUGAUAGACAACCUUAAUCGAUUUCACAAGAACAUAAUCGAUAAAUGAUAGACAACCUUAAUCGAUUUCACAAGAACAUAAUCGAUAACGAGAAGUGAUAGAAUGAUAGACAACCUUAAACGAUUUCACAUGAACAUUAUCGAUAAAUGAUAGACAACCUUAAUCGAUUUCACAAGAACAUAAUCGAUAACGAGAAGUGAUAGAAUGAUAGACAACCUUAAUCGAUUUCACAAGAACAUAAUCGAUAACGAGAAGUGAUAGAAUGAUAGACAACCUUAAUCGAUUUCACAAGAACAUAAUCGAUAACGAGAAGUGAUAGAAUGAUAGACAACCUUAAUCGAUUUCACAAGAACAUAAUCGAUAACGAGAAGUGAUAGAAUGAUAGACAACCUUAAUCGAUUUCACAAGAACAUAAUCGAUAACGAGAAGUGAUAGAAUGAUAGACAACCUUAAUCGAUUUCACAAGAACAUAAUCGAUAACGCUAAAUGAUAUAAUGAUAGACAACCUUAAUCGAUUUCACAAGAACAUAAUCGAUAAAUGAUAGACAACCUUAAUCGAUUUCACAAGAACAUAAUCGAUAACGAGAAGUGAUAGAAUGAUAGACAACCUUAAACGAUUUCACAUGAACAUUAUCGAUAAAUGAUAGACAACCUUAAUCGAUUUCACAAGAACAUAAUCGAUAACGAGAAGUGAUAGAAUGAUAGACAACCUUAAUCGAUUUCACAAGAACAUAAUCGAUAACGAGAAGUGAUAGAAUGAUAGACAACCUUAAUCGAUUUCACAAGAACAUAAUCGAUAACGAGAAGUGAUAGAAUGAUAGACAACCUUAAUCGAUUUCACAAGAACAUAAUCGAUAACGAGAAGUGAUAGAAUGAUAGACAACCUUAAUCGAUUUCACAAGAACAUAAUCGAUAACGCUAAAUGAUAUAAUGAUAGACAACCUUAACCGAUUCACAUGAACAUAAUCGAUAACGAGAAGUGAUAGAAUGAUAGACAACCUUAAUCGAUUUCACAAGAACAUAAUCGAUAACGAGAAGUGAUAGAAUGAUAGACAACCUUAAUCGAUUUCACAAGAACAUAAUCGAUAACGAGAAGUGAUAGAAUGAUAGAAAUCCUUAUCGAUUUCACAAGAACAUAAUCGAUAACGAUAAACGAUAGAAUGAUAGACAACCUUAAUCGAUUUCACAUGAACAUAAUCGAUAAAUUAUAGACAACCUUAAACGAUUUUACAAGAACAUAAUCGAUAACGAGAAGUGAUAGAAUGAUAGACAACCUUAAUCGAUUUCACAAGAACAUAAUCGAUAACGCUAAAUGAUAUAAUGAUAGACAACCUUAACCGAUUCACAUGAACAUAAUCGAUAACGAGAAGUGAUAGAAUGAUAGACAACCUUAAUCGAUUUCACAAGAACAUAAUCGAUAACGAGAAGUGAUAGAAUGAUAGACAACCUUAAACGAUUUCACAUGAACAUUAUCGAUAAAUGAUAGACAACCUUAAUCGAUUUCACAAGAACAUAAUCGAUAACGAGAAGUGAUAGAAUGAUAGACAACCUUAAUCGAUUUCACAAGAACAUAAUCGAUAACGAGAAGUGAUAGAAUGAUAGACAACCUUAAUCGAUUUCACAAGAACAUAAUCGAUAACGAGAAGUGAUAGAAUGAUAGACAACCUUAAUCGAUUUCACAAGAACAUAAUCGAUAACGCUAAAUGAUAUAAUGAUAGACAACCUUAAUCGAUUUCACAAGAACAUAAUCGAUAAAUGAUAGACAACCUUAAUCGAUUUCACAAGAACAUAAUCGAUAACGAGAAGUGAUAGAAUGAUAGACAACCUUAAACGAUUUCACAUGAACAUUAUCGAUAAAUGAUAGACAACCUUAAUCGAUUUCACAAGAACAUAAUCGAUAACGAGAAGUGAUAGAAUGAUAGACAACCUUAAUCGAUUUCACAAGAACAUAAUCGAUAACGAGAAGUGAUAGAAUGAUAGACAACCUUAAUCGAUUUCACAAGAACAUAAUCGAUAACGAGAAGUGAUAGAAUGAUAGACAACCUUAAUCGAUUUCACAAGAACAUAAUCGAUAACGAGAAGUGAUAGAAUGAUAGACAACCUUAAUCGAUUUCACAAGAACAUAAUCGAUAACGCUAAAUGAUAUAAUGAUAGACAACCUUAACCGAUUCACAUGAACAUAAUCGAUAACGAGAAGUGAUAGAAUGAUAGACAACCUUAAUCGAUUUCACAAGAACAUAAUCGAUAACGAGAAGUGAUAGAAUGAUAGACAACCUUAAUCGAUUUCACAAGAACAUAAUCGAUAACGAGAAGUGAUAGAAUGAUAGAAAUCCUUAUCGAUUUCACAAGAACAUAAUCGAUAACGAUAAACGAUAGAAUGAUAGACAACCUUAAUCGAUUUCACAUGAACAUAAUCGAUAAAUUAUAGACAACCUUAAACGAUUUUACAAGAACAUAAUCGAUAACGAGAAGUGAUAGAAUGAUAGACAACCUUAAUCGAUUUCACAAGAACAUAAUCGAUAACGAGAAGUGAUAGAAUGAUAGACAACCUUAAUCGAUUUCACAAGAACAUAAUCGAUAACGAGAAGUGAUAGAAUGAUAGACAACCUUAAACGAUUUCACAUGAACAUUAUCGAUAAAUGAUAGACAACCUUAAUCGAUUUCACAAGAACAUAAUCGAUAACGAGAAGUGAUAGAAUGAUAGACAACCUUAAUCGAUUUCA